UUCUCCAGUAAAGAAGCAUGCAACACUCCCUGUGUCCUGGUUACAUUAAAUACUCUUAUUGAAAUAUAAGUAACAUAUUUAACACUGGCGACGAGGAUUAAACUGUUCUUCAGCAUGGCUCCAGGUAUCAGUGGAGCACCAGUGGGCUGACACAGCAUAAUUUUGGGGUGCAAACAGGAACAACUCAUUCAGACUGCCAGCAGCACCUAACUUGAAUAAAAGGAGCACGUGAGUUAUAUCUUCAUUUUCUAAGGAAGGGAGGACUAAGUAUAAAGAAAAAAAAUGUCAGGAUAUAUUGGCACAAUAGCUGCAUUUGAUGGUACUAUAGAGGACUGGGCUACAUAUAUUGAGAGAGUGGAGUUGUAAUGUGUUGUUAACGCAGUGCAAGCAGACAGGAAGGUUCCAGUAUUACUCAGUGUAAUGGGUGCCCAAACAUACAGUCUGCUAAGGAGUUUAAUAGCACCUGAGAAGCCAGCCAACAAGUCCUUUACUGACAUUGUGGACAUUUUACAAAAGCACUUAAACCCUAAACCAUUAGUGAUUGCUGAAAGAUUCACGUUUCACAGAAGGAAUCAAUCUGAAAGUGAAAGUAUUUCUAAAUACAUUGCAGAGCUGAGGAAGUUAUCUGAACACUGUGCAUUUGGAGCAGGGUUAUCAGAUGCUCUAAGAGACCGUUUAGUUUGUGGGAUGAAAAGUGCAAGUACACAAAAGAAAUUGCUGGCUGAGCCUGACCUGACCUUAGAGCGAGCACUUGCCAUAGCUAUUUCACUGGAGACUGUUACCAGGGAUGCAUCAGAAUUGCAGCAAAAGGCACCAGAAUGUACUCCCAAUCCAGUUCAUUGGUAUCAGAGACAGUCCUGUGUUUGCUGUGGGAAGUCCUCACAUGAUGCCAGUCAGUGCUGGUUUAAAGACAAAGUGUGUAGAAAAUGUAAGAAAAGAGGACAUAUUGAAAGGGUGUGCCAGUCAGGGAAAACACCAAACCGCUCGCAAGUAUCCAAAGAUCCCGGGAGAAAAUAUACAACAUCCCAGGUGCAGAAAGUAGCCAACAAUGAAUCAGACUCUACUGAUAGUACUGGUACAGAAAAAGGGUUAUGCAGCCUAGAGAUGCACUCUAUGACAGCAAAAGAGCGUCAAGUGAUUUGGGUCACUUUGGAAGUAGCAGGUAUUGACUUAAAAAUGGAAUUAGACACAGGCUCUGCUCUGUCAGUGCUAAAUGCAAGUGAUUACAAACGUCUGUUUGCUGCUAUUCCUUUAAAGAAAACAUCCGUAACACUCCGCACAUAUACAGGUGAACUGGUGUCCCCAUUGGGAAAAAUAAAAGUUUAUGUGAAAUACAAAGGCAAUACCCAUAAGCUGUACUUGUACAUACUUCUACAUGGUGGACCGGCAUUAUUGGGCCGCGAAUGGAUAAGGAAAAUGCAACUUGACUGGCAUUCCAUUCACAGGCUACAAUCUACUGCAUCUGAUGUAUCCAACAAUGACGCAGCUAUUAAGGAACUUUCUAAAUUGUUAGCUGCCGCACAACCCAUUUUCCAACCAGGGAUAGGCACGUUAAAGGACAUUAAGGCCAGUAUAGAGUUGGAUCCACAUGCCGUUCCAAAGAUUUGUAAAGCUCGCACAGUACCUUAUGCCAUCCGACCAGCGGUUGAGGAGGAACUACGGAAACUGAAAGACUCUGGUAUACUCUCCCCAAUGGAAUGGAGUGAAUGGGCUACGCCCAUAGUUCCGAUAGUAAAGAAAGACAAAAUGGGAAGUAUCCGUAUUUGCGGAGAUUUCAAAAUGACAAUAAAUCCAGUACUACGGACUGUGCAGUAUCCUUUGCCUAAAAUAGAGGACAUCUUUGCAGCUCUCUCAGGAGACAUUGCAGAGGAGCGCUCAGAUGGCACGCUUGCAGACAAUAACUUGGAUGCGGGACCAAUGACAAAUGGUGAUAUCCUCCCAAGGAAACCUAUACGACUUCCAAUAAAAGAACAAGCUGUUAACCGUGAAAGAGCCAAUGAGCAACACAGAUCCAAAACCAACAAGAACCUUCAUGAUGAGAAGAAGAACACAAGACAUCCAGCUCCCAGGAGUCUUUGCCAGCAACAACUUGACCAGGUGUUGGAGAGGAUUUCUUCCAUGAAUCUUCCUGACGAGAGAGGACCCCUUGAGCAUUUGUAUGCUCUGCACAUCCCAAACUGUGACAAGAGCGGGAACUUUAACCUUAAACAAUGUAAGAUGUCCGUGAAUGGUCAACGUGGUGAGUGCUGGUGUGUUAAUCCCACUAGUGGGAAGACUAUCGUUGGAGCACCCAUGAUAAGAGGAGACCCAGAAUGCCACCUGUACUACAUAAACACAGAAGAAGAACGCAAGUCCCGUGCCCAGUAAUUAGCUGCCUGGGUGGUCACCUGCACGCUUCCAGCUAAUAUCACAGUGUCUGUAUUUAUACAUAUAGGGUUGACAUGACAGGAUGGUUUUGAAAGUGGGCUGGUUGACUUCUUUGCCAAAUCUUGUAUCAGAACCUGGGCCACUUGUGCUAGAACAAAGCAGGACACCAUGCCUGGAAUUAUUUGGAAGGUUCAAUUUUCACAAAACCAUCCCAAUUUUAAAACUUCACCCCACUUCAGUGGGUAAAUACACAUAGUAAAUUUGGCACCUUUAUCUGCAUGUCCAGAGGACCGAGCUGCUGCUGGGUUUCCAGAUGUUGUUUUAUUUUUAAAAUUUAAAGUACUUAUCCAGCAGAACUCAAAUCAUUAUAACAACAUGUUAUAAAAAGAAAUGAGGUGUCUUGGUAAAAGUGUCAAUUGCAUGGCCAAAUUGUUUAUUUCAGGAUUGGAGGAAGAAUGUGGAGGGGCUUAUUAACCAAGUUUGUCAAUCAUAGAUCAGAAACAGACAUUUCAUUCAUGUUGCUCUUGGCAUACUUGCAAGCUAUAUUAUUCUGGAUUUACUUUCAUUUUAAAUUAUUUUUGCAAAAUGAAUUGCCAGUUUGGACCCAAUUAACCCUCUGAUGUGUUCAUUUCAUUACAUGGAAAUCAGCAUGUGCUUAACACUGUCAUAGCAAGUGACCCCAUCAUAUUGCAACCUAAGGUUUACUGAACCUUCCACAAGAUGCAGGGUUAAUAAACUCAGCAAUCCUUUAAGGGGUGAGGGGUAUAUGAUUUAAAGUUUUCUUUUAGUUUACCAAGAAAAUGAUACCGCUGUUAACUUUAUUUUCUUUUAUCAAGCGCUGAGGUAUCAGUCUCUGGUGUGCGUGUGUACGUGUAUAUUAUUUUCCUUUCUAUUUGGUGUUACGACUCCUCUUAAUAACUACACCACUUGUUAUACUAUAACACUGCAAUACAGUUACAACAUGUACUACACCAGUUUUUAGGCUAUGUACAGCACUUUUCAGCAAUCUCUAUGACAAGGUGUUAAGCAAAUAGUAUUAAACUGCAUGCCCAUUCUGGGGUGAAAGGGAAAAUGAUUCAGGGAAUAGCUAAUCCCCUAGCCGAGCACCUUUGUAAAUGCUGCUUUUCAUUUUCAUGUAAACUACAGUUAGUGGUCAGAAUCAGACAAAGACAAGUUUUCAUUAAACUGCAAGCAUGUUUAAUUCAUUCUUUUGAAUUUGUAAGGUGACAUAUAAUACAGAUAUAUGAUGUAUCUUACCAUAACAGGUUCUGUUAAAAACUGCAGUAUAAGUAUAUACCUCUAUAUUUUAAAGUGUUAAACACAAAGCAGGGCUGCAAUGAUUAGUCAGUACUCAGAAUGCAGUCUGGACCACUAUGCCAGUUGUCAGUAUAUCAGCUAUACUUUUCUUUUUACUUGUAGACAAGCUUGCUACAGUAUACCUGCAGAUCACUCGAAGAACAGUUACACGAUUAGAAUAUGAUUCAGUUAUUUGCAGGACUACAUAUUAUAGGGUUGAUAAUGACCCUCAGCUGUCUGUAUAUUUACAAUGCACUUUGGUGGACUUACGUUAAAAUAAAAUGAUUCAACAGACCAAAAAUGGCUUGAGUAGCACAGACCACCAUCUGCAUAGCCCUUGUAUACUAAAUCAUAUUGUGUGUUCUAACAAGUCAUUCUGUUGAACAAGGUCAUUGUCAGAACCUAUAUAUAAUGGAAUAUCAAAAGGAAACCUGAUGAAUCUAUAUUCAUUAUUCUGAUUCACAUAAAAUCAGAAUGGUUCCCCCCCUUUUUUUUCUUCCAAAAUUGCAACAGACAUUCAUUUACAGUAUGUAUGAAAGCUCUCAUAAAGCAAAAAUAGUUAAUAAUUUUGAUCUUGUAUUAAAAUGUGUCAUAUUACAUGCAAACCAUUGCCCUCCGUUAUAAUAAGGUUUCCCUGCAGUGGGGUUUCAUUAGCUUACUGGCAGGAAGUUUGAAGUGCCAAAUAUAAGCCUUCUCAUCGUUAUCUUACAUAUUUUUUGUGCUAAUAAACAUCUUACAUUUAUAUAUUUAGCAUUGAAUUGCUGCUUAUUAAUGAUCAUUCCAAAGAUCUUUUAUUAUCUGUUUAAAUAUAUUCUGUUAAUGUUAUGUUUGUGUGCCUGUCCUGUGUGCAUCUCUUCUGUUAAAUUUACUAGUACAGUCCCCUAGAUGAUAGGGAUCCUGCCCAUUCUAAUUAGUCCUAGAAAAUCACAAUAUUUAAAGGGACACUUUUCUGUGCAUAUCUAUUUUGUUUUUGAUUUAUUUUGUGUUUGCGGUUGUACACAUUAUCUCCAUGAUACAACUCACUUGUAUAAUAGCUAAAAUGUGCUUCUUAUAUUAUGCUAUCAUUUGUAUUAUACCUACCGCUGCGUAUUAUUGAACCAUAAUGUAAUGUACGAUGCAUUUUAGAUAUUAACCACUAGAUGGCGUAUAUCUUGCUGCAGAUUAUUUCCCAUUUUCUUAUGUACAGUAGCUCAUAUACAGUAGUUCACAAAGUGAAAAGAAAAAGGUAUGUUCAUUCUUUAAGGGUGUAUUGUGUUUGGAAUUGGGGGGUAUUUCCCUAUGUUGCAUUUCACAUUUAAAUAAAGAAAUAAAUAUUUGCAUGCUAACACAAUUUGCUAAUAAUAAUAAUAAUAAUAAUAAUAAUUAUUAUUAUUAUUAUUAAUAAUAUUAUUUUUAAUGAUUCAUAAUAUUAAUAACAAGGCAAUAGAUGAUUCUUUUUACUUAUAAUGUGUUGAAAUAAAUGUUUCCAUACAGUAGAGGCAGUCAUAUUGUUGGCUGAACCAAUUUGUAGCCUAUCAAUCCAGAAGGAACUAGUGACAUCACUGACACAUGAAGCACAAAGUGCCCUAUAAUUUAAAAAAGCAUUGUAUAAGCACAUAUGCAAGAUAAAACAUUCUACCAAAUAUGUAAAUAUGCAUACAUCUGAGUUUAUAAUAUUAGCGACUCACAAAAAACAACAGAAAACACACUUACUUUAAAGCACAUCAUUAAUUGAAGAAAAUGUAUUACAGGUUGAGUAUCCCUUAUCCAAAAUGCUUGGGACCAGAGGUAUUUUGGAUAUGGGAUUUUUCCGUAUUUUGGAAUAAUUGCAUACCACAAUGAGAUAUCAUGGUGAUGGGACCUAAAUCUAAGCACAGAAUGCAUUUAUGUUACAUAUACAUCUUAUACACACAGCCUGAAGGUCAUUUUAGCAAAUAUUUUUUAUAACUUUGUGCAUUAAACAAAGUGUGUCUACAUUCACACAAUUAAUUUAUGUUUCAUAUACAACUUAUACACACAGUCUGAAGGUCAUUUAAUACAAUAUUUUUAAUAACUUUGUGUAUUAAACAAAGUUUGUAUACAUUGAGCCAUCAGAAAACAAAGGUUUCACUAUCUCACUCUUACUCAAAAAAGUCCGUAUUUCGGAAUAUUCCGUAUUUCGGAAUAUUUGGAUAUGGGAUACUCAACCUGUACUUAAAUGUAUCAAUUACUAUAUCUUUCACACAAAAAAAUCCCGAACAUAACAACACAUAAAUGGCUCAGCCUAGAGGUUACACCAACGGCUUUCUUUAAAUGCUCCAAGUAAACCUAAACGGAUACAUAUCUAAUAUUGUACCAAGUCAAGAUAAAUAGAUACACACAUAUCUGCCAGUUACGGUACCUCCAACAUUGAACAAUUCCUGCACACCUCUAUGGAGUACAAGCCAAAACCUGCAAUGUUAAUGGAACGGCACAUUGGGAACAUCAUGUUGAAUUGAAUCUCCUGCAUAGACACACAUAUUAUACUGCAACAAAUAAACAUAAAUAUUAUCAUUAUUAACAGAUUCUUGUAUAGUGCAGCAAACUCCAUUAUGCUUUACAAUUGUAAACAACACUGAUAAAACUAUGAAAUAACAGACAGUCCUAAAGGUAGGAAGGCCCUGCUCGCAAGUUUACUAUAAAUACAUACACAUACAGUAAAAUACUAUAACAAAUUAACAUUAAUACAUACACAUAUAAUACUGUAACAAAUACACAUAAAUACAUAUACAGUACAUAUAAUACUGUAAACAACUAACAACAUAGACAAAUGCAAAUACUAUACAAUAUUGUAACAAUCCCACUAAGUCAUAUUAAAUAUACAGCUGUUUUAUGUUUGUGGAAAACAAUUAGGUUCAGGGUGCAGAAUGACUGCCAAUACUGUGUAUAGAUAACAUUCUGUGUAUAUAAGACAGUUCUGGCAAAAAAACAAUACCAUAUUUGUUGCUUCAGACCCACCAGAACUUUAAGGUGCAAAAAUUGAAAAGAUCCUCCCUCCCCCCCCCACCCCCCCCCCCCCCCCCCCCCCACCACACACACACACACACACACACACACACACACACACACACACACACACACACACACUCCCCCCAUCAUCUGCCCCUCUCCUUCUCCCAAGAGCAAAAUUGUUGCUGUUACUAACAUCUGGCCAGGAUCUUGUUGCUGUUACUAACAUCUGGCCAGGAUCGCCCUCCAUGUAUCACAUAAUACUUCUAUAUGAUCUACUGUAGCUGAGGGGCUUGUUGAGAUGCUUAAUGAGCUCAUGUGCUGUUUCAGCUGGACUAUCAUACAGAUAUUGGGACCAUUUAUCCUGAAUGGUUCUGAUGUUGAGAUGAUCAGCUCUGUCAGUGUACCAUGACGUAUGACAUUUCAGCAUUGGCUGGUGAUCUGCAGGUUCUCCCACUUCUCAGUCACACAGUAGAGAUGCGAUAGAGUCGCACUUUGUUUCAUAUCCCACACUAGAUAUGGAAAUUCUUGCAGGCGUACAUUAAACGCUCAUCUGAAUCAGCCACUUACAGUACUCAGCUCCCACUUUUAUUACUCUUUCUUUCUCAAAAUGCCUCAAUGAUUUUUUUUAUAUUCAAAUGAUUAAAUGUACUAUCUUGUGUUUUAUUUGCUAUGUACCAUCUUUUUGUAUUGUUUGAAUCAAUAUAUAUUAUGAGCGUUGCAGCAUUCACAAGCGUUGAGUAACUCAACCAGGUCACCAAACAAAAGGGAUUGUUUUCCACCUGCUCCUCUCUGUACCAAACAGUGUCUGGUGAAGGAUGAUUUAUGUGGACCUAACACAUGUAUAAGUAUAAAAGGAAACUUUGUCACAAUUGUUUAUUACUUAAUAAACACUGAAGAAUAUAUAAAAUA
Pseudophryne corroboree (corroboree frog) is the source of this 7521-nucleotide messenger RNA. RefSeq names its product insulin like growth factor binding protein 2 (gene IGFBP2). Bases 421 to 2367 code for a protein of 648 amino acids. Gene Ontology annotation, molecular function: insulin-like growth factor binding. The record is from RefSeq and is a predicted model, not a curated record. Lineage: Eukaryota; Metazoa; Chordata; Amphibia; Anura; Myobatrachidae. Gene Ontology annotation, cellular component: extracellular region. The transcript is spliced from 4 exons.